AUGAACCAUCAUUUCGGUCCCCAAUGGCCUAAUCCUACGAAGCGCAGGAAGCGUAGGUUCAGGCGUACCGAUGAGGAUGCGGAACCCGCCGUUAUUAUGAAGGCUAUGAGGUCAAUUACCAUUGGCAAUUCCGAGCAGGUCCGAGAGUACUAUGUUCAGCGCUUCACCUGUCUUCAACAGCGUCUCUGCCGCGAAAUCAGCAAAGCGUUUGUGAAGACAAUUGCUCCUAAGAAACAGGCCAACAACCCAUACACUGGCGGCGAAGAAAAGCGGCCUGACUGGUGGCCUGGGCCUUGGGGUCCCGGAGAGAAAGAACGGGUUCGUCACAAGGAGCCUGAUCAUCUCUGGAAAAAGGAACGUAUCGUUCUCCUCACCCACAUUCUGUCGUUGGUGACAGAGCCUCGAGAGAGGCAGCACCCGGAUAUUCGGCGGGUGGGGGUUGAUACUGCGCUGUUGGAGAAGAGCACCAUGGAUUUUGUCUCAUCAUGGUUUGCCACAAAUGGGCCGAAAAAUGCCCAUAAAAAAUCUAUCUUGAAGGAACUCUUCAGAGUCGCUAAGGCAGAAGAGAGGUACAAGAAAAAUGAGAUAGACGGAAGCACGCAAAUCCAAGUCCUCGCAGAUGACAUGGUCAUGAGCUACUGCCCUCCAGAAGACGAUGAAAACGAAGAAGACGUUGAAGAGGUUACCACACCCCCUAACCUGAAGGGAGACCCUGACCAAGACCAUACACCCCUGGUGGCGUCAUGCACCAUGCCGUUGUCCAAGGCGACUGCGCCAACCAACAGCAGCCUGCCGCCCGUUUCUACCACAAGCAGCCUCAGCCAUACAAUCUCGUCACCUCUCCAUGGACAAAGCUUCCUCGGCGACAUGCACCUGCGCGGCCAUCAGUACAGCAGCACCUCCCCGAUGCUAGCUACCGACCUGUCCACCGAACAGUACGCCUACCCGGAAGCAGGUAACCUGACUACCGUUGCUACCGCAACCGCCGGACAGCCUGCCCUGCAACCCGAGGCCCCUACCUCCCUCCAGCUCCAGGACAUGGUCCACACCCACGACCCGAACUCUCGUCGCUCCUCCGUCGCCUGCCCUGCUCCCGAGUUCGGCACUUCGCCGUCCGCCCUGUACUCGCCCGCCUCGUGGCAGCAGGCACAGGCCCAGCCCCAUCAUCACACAGCUACGGCUGUAACCUCUGCCCCUGGUAGCAGCGGCUCUACUUCGCUGUACUACACUACCGCAGCCACGGCAUCCCAACAAACUUUGCCUCCUCCUCCUCCUCCUCCUCCUCCUCCUCAUCCCAAUCCUCUGCCCCUGCCCCAUUAUCAGCAGCAACAUCUCCUACCUAAUCCUUACGCUUCGCACGCCGCUCAUCACCAACAAGCUCAGACACAGGCUGCCGCUCAGCAGCAGCAACAGCAGCAACAGAGCCAACAACAACAGCAACAGACCCCGUCGACGAUAACACAGUACGCGGCAGCGGCAACUCCGACAUCAACAAGUGCCUUUGAGAGCGUCCUGGCACCAGUGCAUGCUCAUAGUCCGCACUCUUCGCAUUCUCCUGUUCAUCUUCCUGCUCAUCAUCAUCAUCCCCAUCACGCUCAUCACCCGUCGUUUCGGGGGAAUCUCACGUUGACGAUGCAUACGAGAACGGCGCCGCCGCAGCAUGCUUGA
This is a messenger RNA of Thermochaetoides thermophila DSM 1495, 1668 nucleotides long. RefSeq lists its product as uncharacterized. The record is from RefSeq and is a predicted model, not a curated record. NCBI's taxonomy places the organism in Eukaryota, Fungi, Ascomycota, Sordariomycetes, Sordariales, Chaetomiaceae. Bases 1 to 1668 code for a protein of 555 amino acids. The transcript is spliced from 3 exons.